Molecule: messenger RNA, 397 nt
Organism: Triplophysa dalaica
Lineage: Eukaryota; Metazoa; Chordata; Actinopteri; Cypriniformes; Nemacheilidae
Product: 60 kDa lysophospholipase-like
Exons: 3
Coding region: 13-354 (113 amino acids)
Molecular function (GO): protein binding
Source: RefSeq, a predicted model, not a curated record
GGCAACUUGGACAUGGCAAUGUUCCUGCUGGGAAAAGGGGCUUCACCUGAAUUCACCAACAGCUUUGGACAACGGCCAUUCCACUUGGCUAUUAAGAACAGGCAUUUUAGAGUUAUCAAGCUUCUGCGGUUGAGAGGGUUCACUUUGAAACUACACCCAGUGAGAAUUGCCAUUGAAAUGAUCCAAACAGUACGAAAUAGAGAUCAUGCGCUACUGCAUGCCUGGUUUCUGUCAGGGGUGGAUAUGGACACCACUGACUACAAUGGGUGGACAGCAAUGGAGGCGGCUGUUCAUUUGGGGGACAAAACCAUGAUCACCAAGCUAGUGCACUACAGAAGCACGCCACUGGUAUAAAAAAAACUUUCUUAUUGAACAAUAUUAGAAGUGGACAUUUAAA